AUGUCUUUCCUCGGUGGUGCCGAAUGCUCGACCGCGGGAAACCCGUUGACACAGUUUACGAAGCAUGUUCAAGAUGACAAGUCUCUUCAACGAGACAGACUCGUCGGGCGUGGGCCCGGUAUGCAAGAGGGCAUGCGCUCUCAGGGGAUGAUGGGAGGCCACGACCAGAUGAUGGACGAGUUCGCCCAACAAUCAGCCCAGUUACCGGGAGGUGUAAAUCAGCAGAUGAGGAUGGAGAUGGAACAAGUCAGACAUCAAUUAGAACAAUUCCAGCAGACACCCCGGACAGGCUCGCCCGGUUGGGCGGCCGAGUUUGACCCCGGAGACCAUGCUCGCAUGGAGGCUGCCUUUGCCGGGCCCAAGGGUCCUAUGAUGAAUAACAGCUCCGGCUUUACGCCUGCCGAGUUCGCUCGCUUCCAACAACAGAGUACCAUGAGUGUUCCUCAAUCAGCUAGCCCCGUUACUGCGGGUCAGUCACCAAUGAUGAGUGGUUACCAGCGACCUAUGGGUAUGGGAUACAUGGGUUACGGGGGAAUGGGGAUGAUGCAGCCCGGUUAUAGCCCCAUGAUGCACCAGCAGCAACACCAACAGCCGGCGGAAGCCACCGCUCAGGAUAAGGGGAAAGGACGGAUGAUUGAGCUGGACGACGAGAACUGGGAGGCUCAGUUCAAGCAGAUUGAGUUGGCGGAUAACGAGCAACUGGAUGACGAGGCCAACGCAGCCAUAGAGGCGGAGAUGAACGAUCUUGACAGGUCAGUCCACCAAACUUCAGACAAUCUGGAGGAUAAAUUUCGUGGUAUGGAAGAAGCGUGGGAAAGAGCUCAAGCUGAGGUGGCAACAAAUAGGAAACUCGCCGAGGGGGUUAAUGACUUUGAUAUCAACGACAACCUGCACAUGGGUGAUAUGAGUGAAUGGGAUGGAUUCGAUAACCUCACUACCCGAUUCAAGGAACCUCGAUUGGGUGAUUAUACGUUUGAGGAGGAAAACGUCUUCCGCAACGUGACUAACCCGUUCGAGGAGGGGAUGAAGAUUAUGCAAGAGGGUGGUAACUUGUCUUUGGCAGCGUUGGCAUUCGAGGCUGCGGUGCAAAAGGAUCACGAGCAUGUAAAAGCGUGGACUAUGCUGGGUACUGCUCAGGCUCAGAACGAGAAGGAGCUCCCCGCUAUUCGGGCACUUGAGCAGGCUCUCAAGGUUGACCCGAACAACCUCGAUGCCCUUAUGGGUCUGGCUGUCUCAUACACAAAUGAAGGAUACGACUCCACGGCGUAUCGAACAUUGGAGCGCUGGCUGUCCGUCAAGUAUCCUCAGAUCAUCAACCCUGACAAUCUCUCCUCAGAUGCCGACUUAGGUUUCACUGACCGUCAAAUCCUUCAUGAACGAGUUACAGACCUUUUUAUCCAAGCGGCCCAGUUGUCACCCUCCGGGGCGCAGAUGGAUCCUGAUGUCCAGGUCGGUCUUGGAGUACUAUUCUACUGCGCGGAAGAAUACGAAAAAGCCGUCGACUGCUUCACAACGGCGCUGGCGAGCACAGAGUCAGGAACGACGAACCAGAAGGAGCAGCUUCAUCUUCUGUGGAACCGCCUGGGAGCUACGCUCGCCAACUCCGGCCGAUCAGAGGAGGCUAUCGAAGCGUACGAACAGGCGUUGAACAUCAAUGCAAACUUCGUCCGCGCACGAUACAACCUGGGUGUGUCCUGCAUCAACAUCGGUUGCUACCCAGAAGCUGCCCAGCAUCUGCUCGGCGCCCUUUCCAUGCAUCGUGUCGUUGCGGAAGAAGGCCGGGAACGUGCCCGAGAAAUCAUCGGAGGCGGCGACGGCAGCGGCAUCACGGAUGAACAGCUCGAUCACAUUGUGCACCAGAACCAGAGCACCAACCUGUAUGACACACUGCGACGAGUAUUCAGCCAGAUGGGUCGACGGGAUCUGGCGGACAUGGUGGAGUCGGGAAUGGACGUCAACGUGUUCCGAAAAGACUUUGAAUUUUGA
Messenger RNA from Aspergillus calidoustus, 1986 nucleotides. The record is from the annotation of a GenBank genome assembly. Lineage: Eukaryota; Fungi; Ascomycota; Eurotiomycetes; Eurotiales; Aspergillaceae.